AUGUGUACUCCUAAAUUUACUGGUGGUCUGAACCUCAUCAACCUUCUUCUAUGGAACAAGACAGCAAUUGCAAAAGUGUGCUGGGAUUUAGCUCAUAAAGAAGACAAACUAUGGAUAAGAUGGAUUAAUGCCUACUAUGUUAAACAAGAACAACAACUGAAGGACAUGCCAAUUCCAAAGCAGGCUAGUUGGAUGGUCAAGAGGAUAAUUGCUUCAAGAGAUAUUCUGCAACAAGCUCAAAGUUCAAAUGAUCAUAUUGGCACCAUCAGACAGCUAUACUUACAACUAUUAGGAGAUCUACCAAGAGUAAGUUGGAAGAAUCUGCUAUUCCAGAACUCUGCUCGUCCAAAGGCUAUCUUCAACUUAUGGUUACUGCUACAAGGAAGAUUACCUACCAAGGACAAGUUAGUUAAAUGGGGAUUGAACAUUAACCAACAAUGUGUUCUAUGCCAAGGACAUGUGGAGACAAGAGAUCAUCUCUUUUUGUUAUGCUCAUAUACAGUAAUGUUGUGGAAACAAGUAAUGAGGUGA
Messenger RNA from Nicotiana tabacum (common tobacco), 531 nucleotides. RefSeq lists its product as uncharacterized. The record is from RefSeq and is a predicted model, not a curated record. Lineage: Eukaryota; Viridiplantae; Streptophyta; Magnoliopsida; Solanales; Solanaceae.